AUGAACAGCACAAAUCAGCAAACCUGUGCUCCUUUUGGGAACACAAACACAGUCUUGCUAGAUCAGGCCAAAGCUCUGUCUGCUCUCGUCUCCUAUUUCCUACAUAAGGUCCCAGCAUGGGACUUCCUGGUCAAAGUUCUGCUGGCUCUGGAGAAGCUGGCCAGAUGUGCGGGUGCCGGGCUCUCAGGCGCUGUUGUCCCUCGGCAGUUCAAACGGCAAGUCGGAGAGCAGGAGGAGGACGGCGACUUGUGGAUCGGAUACUCCGCCUUCCACCUGGGGGACUACAAGAGAGCGCUGGAGGAAUAUGAGGCUUUGACCAAGAAGCCAUCUUGCAAUCCUGAUGUUUGGGUGAACCUUGCCUGUACCUACUUUUUCCUAGGGAUGUAUACACAAGCUGAACAAGCAGCCUUGAAAGCACCUAAGAGUCGGCUCCAGAACCGUUUACUCUUUCACCUGGCACAUAAGUUCAGUGAUGAGAAAAAACUGAUGAGCUUUCACCAGAAUCUGCAAGACAUUACAGAAGAUCAGCUUAGCUUGGCAUCUAUCCACUAUAUGCGGUCCCAUUACCAAGAAGCUAUCGACAUCUAUAAACGCAUCCUUCUUGAUAAUCGGGAAUACCUGGCUCUGAAUGUGUAUGUGGCCCUGUGCUAUUACAAGCUGGAUUACUAUGAUGUGUCACAAGAGGUGCUUGCCGUUUACCUUCAGCAAGUUCCUGACAGCACCAUUGCUCUUAACCUUAAGGCUUGUAACCAUUUCCGCCUUUACAAUGGGAAGGCUGCUGAGGCAGAACUCAAGAGCUUGACAGAUAGUGCCUCAUCUUCUUUUGAGUUUGCCAAGGAGCUUAUUAAGCACAAUCUGGUUGUCUUCCGAGGAGGAGAAGGGGCUUUGCAGGUCCUGCCUCCUCUGGUUGAUGUUAUUCCUGAGGCCAGACUAAAUCUUGUGAUUUACUAUCUCCGGCAAGAUGAUGUGCAGGAGGCUUAUAACCUGAUUAAGGACCUGGAACCUACAACUCCACAGGAAUACAUCCUCAAGGGAGUGGUAAAUGCAGCACUUGGACAAGAAAUAGGCUCGAGAGAUCAUCUGAAAAUUGCUCAGCAGUUCUUCCAGUUGGUGGGUGGAUCAGCCAGUGAAUGUGAUACCAUUCCAGGGAGACAGUGCAUGGCCUCCUGCUUCUUUCUGCUUAGACAGUUUGGUGAUGUCCUCAUUUACCUCAAUUCAGUCAAGAGUUACUUCUACAAUGAUGACACUUUCAACUUUAACUACGCCCAAGCCAAAGCUGCCAUGGGCAAUUCUAGCGAGGCUGAAGAGGUGUUCCUUUUGAUCCAGAGUGAGAAGAUAAAGAAUGAUUUUGUUUACCUUAGCUGGCUAGCUCGCUGCUAUAUUAUGAAUAAGAAGCCACAGCUGGCCUGGAAACUCUAUUUGAAGAUGGAAACCUCAGGGGAAUCCUUUAGUCUUUUGCAGCUCAUUGCAAAUGAUUGCUACAAAAUGGGUCAGUUUUACUACUCAGCCAAAGCAUUUGAUGUUCUGGAGAGAUUGGACAGUAAUCCUGAAUACUGGGAAGGCAAGAGAGGCGCUUGUGUGGGUGUCUUUCAAAUGAUCUUAGCUGGCCGAGAAGCAAAAGAGACUUUACGGGAAGUGGUGCAUCUUCUGAGGAGCACUGGUAAUCCUCAGGUAGAAUACAUUAUCCGCAUCAUGAAAAAGUGGGCCAAGGAGAACAGAGUCCCUAUCUAAGUCACUGUCACCAAAAGAACUGGGUCAGUUACUAUUUUGUGCGUGGCUGUUGUGAUGUAGAUCAUGAUUCCUCCUGU
Molecule: messenger RNA, 1808 nt
Organism: Tinamus guttatus (white-throated tinamou)
Lineage: Eukaryota; Metazoa; Chordata; Aves; Tinamiformes; Tinamidae
Source: RefSeq, a predicted model, not a curated record